CCGGGUCAGCGGGGAGCUGCUGCCCCGCUGAAUCAGACCUUCCCCUCCCACCACAUGCGCAAGGAGGGAGGCGGCCUGGGGAAGCCGCCUCUGCGCAUAUAAAGCUCCGCCGUCGGGCCGGGCAGCACCGUCGCUCCAGGGACCCCACUGCCACCCACCCACUCGCCCUCCACCGCCGCGACAUGGCCGCCGGCUGCCGCCUCCCGUUGCCCGCGCUGCUACUGCCGCUGGCCUGCGCAGCCCUGGCCCCACGCACCCUCACAGAGAAGCAGCGCUCCUGCCUGCUGCCCCCCGAUGAGGGGCCCUGCCGCGCCCUGGUGCCGCGCUGGUACUACGACAGGUACACGCAGAGGUGCCAGGAGUUCACCUACGGGGGCUGCCACGGCAACGCCAACAACUUCCUCACUUUCGACGACUGCGAGAAGAGCUGCUGGACCAUCAAGAAAGUACCCAAAUUAUGCCGGAUGGAGGCUGAUGGAGGACCUUGCAGGAGUCAUCUAAGAAGAUAUGCCUUUAACUUGAGCUCAAUGAGGUGUGAGGAGUUCAUCUACGGCGGCUGUUACGGAAAUGGCAACAACUUCAGAGAUCUGCAAGCUUGUGUGGACCACUGUCUGCCAGAGAAAACUGGUCCCUCACUAUGCUAUAGCCCAAAGGAUGAAGGACUGUGUUCUUCUUCUGUGCCUCGCUAUUACUAUGACACCAAGACUAAAUCAUGUAAGCAGUUUAGAUACACCGGCUGUGGUGGAAAUGCCAAUAACUUCGUUACUGAGAUGGAUUGUUACAAUGUCUGCAGAAAAGGGACUCAGAAACCAGGAAUCAACAAACCAACGAAUGUAUUCCGCAGGAAAAUGAUGAGAAAACUGAUUAAAAAACCUCAGACAUAUAACCCUAAGUCUUAAAGCUGAUGUGCACUUGGAUGUUUGAAACACCUUCUUUUGAUUCCACUUUCUUCUUUUGUAAGAUAGUUUCCACACAGUUUUAUACACUGACAUAGUUCUGUCUUUCAGAACUGCUUUUUAUUUCCAAAUUACAUUUUUGUAAGGAACUGCAUUUAAUAGAAGAAGAAUGAACCAAAGUUUGGUUCUUCUGCUCUGUUGUUUUUGCAGUAAUACUUUGGCAAAGCCAGGUGUUCAGAUUUCCAUGUUUUUAUGGGGGAAUGUUACUACUGCUUUGGGAGAAUAUUUCAGUUUUUACAAAUAAGAGUUGACAAAUCGAUUGUCCCUUAGUAUAACUGGGGAGAGUACAGAGAGAAAUCUCUACCAUGGAUUUUUUUGUUUUUCUUUUUUGGCAUUCUCUGGUUACUAAAGAAAAGAAACCUUUCGAAAGUGUACUCGGAGGUUUCUUGCCCUGCCAUUUUACAUACUUCAGCUCUAUUAUUAAAGUAGGCUGUCCUUUACAGUUGCAUUCAUAGUCAAGGUGUUAAGAAAACAUGCUUGACAAAGGCAGUGAGUAAGCUACUUGAGUACUAAAAUGAAAAUGUUACCAUUACUUUUUCAUGACAUUUAAAAUUUCUGCCAAGUUGCACUCAAGAUCCUUGUAUGGCAGAAAUCUGCAUAUUUUUGAUUUUAACAGAGCUAUGCUGAUUGUAUCUGCUGAGGAUCAUGGUGUUUGUGUUUAUGCAGUGGCUGUUAAAGCAGAAAACCAGAAGCUUCUGCAAAUCUUGCAUAAUCCCUCUUUCGAGGCAUUGUUGUAUUUCUUGUGGUAGAUUAUACUUCUGUUGAUACUAUUGCACCUUCUUUUACGUUUUGUAUUUGAGCCAUGUCUGAAUUUCAAUUAAAUUCACCUACAAUUUUUUCUAAAUACAAAUUCGUAAGUAACGUUAAUAAAAUGCUGUUGGGAAAAAAA
Messenger RNA from Neopsephotus bourkii (Bourke's parrot), 1845 nucleotides. RefSeq names its product tissue factor pathway inhibitor 2 (gene TFPI2). Gene Ontology annotation, molecular function: serine-type endopeptidase inhibitor activity. The transcript has 5 exons. NCBI's taxonomy places the organism in Eukaryota, Metazoa, Chordata, Aves, Psittaciformes, Psittacidae. Gene Ontology annotation, biological process: negative regulation of peptidase activity. The record is from RefSeq and is a predicted model, not a curated record. The coding region runs from base 183 to 899 and encodes 238 amino acids. Gene Ontology annotation, cellular component: extracellular region.